AGAAUAAUAAUUAUUUAAUAAUGAGUUCAUCUCAAGUGGGAUAUUUGGUAACUGCCAAUAUAAUUACUGCAUUUGGGGGAGGAAUAUUAUAUGGAUUAUAUAAAUUAGCAGGAGAUUAUUUAGCAACAUUCUUUUUUAUGGUACUAAUUUUGAUUAGCUUAGAUAAUUUUUGCUGUUGCAUUAGCAAGCAUAAGAAUUUCAGUGGUAAAUGGUUUGUAGAAAUUAUAUGCAGCAAAUAGUAAACGAUGGUCAAGCUAGAAAAUAUAUUUUUUUCAUUCAGCAAAAUUUGGUAUAGCUUCCAAUUUAAUAAUAAAUAUUUUAUAUUGCCUAAGACAUCCCUUUACGAUAUUGGAAUAUUUAAAAAAGUUGUUAACAAUUUCAUCAAUUCCUUAUGUUUUUGUAUUUUAUGUUGUAGUAAUAAAACUGUAAUGUUUAUCUUAAGUAUUAUUUUGGGAUGUUUUAUUUUGGGCUGGUAUAGAUCUGUUGAGAAUAAUAUAAUAUCCAUUUAGAAAGAAAGAAGAAUAAGAGGAGAUAGGAUUAUUAAAAUGGAUAAGCAAAUCAAAAUUAUUUAAUACAAUUUUAUUUGCAUCAGUUUUAUUGGGGAUGAUCUUAAUACUGCCUAUAGCAAUAGCAUUAAUAUAUUCAGAUAUAAUGAAAUACAAGGAAGACUUAAUACCAAAGUUAUAGAAUUAUUAAAUCCCUAAUGAAUAUAAAUAUUAUCUUUCAGCAGACUUUUUUCUCUAACAAUUACAAGGUCAAUAUCUAUCUGAAUAAUAGAUACAGCAAUUAUAUUCAUUUUUGAAUCCUGCAGAUGUUGAUGAUGAGGAUGAAAAAAAUGUAAAUUUAUUAGAGAAAAUUUAUGGAGAACAUGCAACAGAUAUACUAAAAAGCAUUAAUAAUUGUUAGGAUUCAAAAUAUUGUUAAGCUAAAGUUUUCUUAAGUCAUAUGGAUUUGUUAAAUGAAUAGAUAUAUGAGUAUAUGUAAUAAGGUUAUGACUAUGUUUAUACAAUACUACCAUAAUUAUAAUAAUUUGCUUUAGUAAUAGGAUAGUUUUUAAUAAAAGUAUUUAGUGGGAGUGUUUCCUUUUUAGUGAAAUUUAUAAUAUUUUAGUAAGGAGUGAUGUACUUAUUGACAGAGUCUUAAUUUUAUGAUAUAGUGAGUGUAAAGGAAUAGAAAAAUUCAUUUAAGGGGGCAUUAGUUUAAAAUAUAAGUAAACAUAUAACAGGUGUAUUUAUAUCUUUGUUUACAAUAUUUAUGUAACAUUUUAUGUUAUCAUAUAUAUUUUUGGAUAUCUUAUAAAUAAAGUUGGCUUUUAUUUAAAGUCUUUUAAUAGGAUUAUUAUCAUUAACAUAGAUAGUUGAUCCAGGAUUCACAUUUAUUUUGAUAACAGCAAUAUGGUGGUUUGCUGGAUUUAUAAAAGAUUCAGUUCAUGAAUUUUGUAUAAAUGAUGGAUUAACUAUAAUAUUUGGUAUAGGAUUUUAUUUUUCAUCUGGUUCAAUAUAUUUGAAUACUUUUAAAUAGUAAUUAGGAGAUGCAUAUUGGAGUGCAAUGUCUGUAAUAUUGGGAUAUAUUUCAUUUUAAUGGUAAGGAUUAUUGAUUGGUCCAUUAUUAAUAGGUGGUGUAAGAACUCUUUAUGAAAUAUUGGCUUGGUAUUGGGGGGAGAAGGAUUUGAAAGAUGAAGAAACAAUAUAGAAUAAAAAUGAUAGUGGAAAAGCAAUAGAAAAUAAAGUAAGUGAUAAUAAGAGUAAUUUAAGUAAGAAAGAAAGAAAGAAAAAGAAGGAUUGA
Messenger RNA from Paramecium sonneborni, 1785 nucleotides. The record is from the annotation of a GenBank genome assembly. NCBI's taxonomy places the organism in Eukaryota, Ciliophora, Oligohymenophorea, Peniculida, Parameciidae.